This is a messenger RNA of Gadus macrocephalus (Pacific cod), 4901 nucleotides long. RefSeq names its product WD repeat domain 26b (gene wdr26b). The record is from RefSeq and is a predicted model, not a curated record. Gene Ontology annotation, cellular component: GID complex. Lineage: Eukaryota; Metazoa; Chordata; Actinopteri; Gadiformes; Gadidae. Bases 457 to 2316 code for a protein of 619 amino acids. Gene Ontology annotation, molecular function: protein binding. The transcript has 14 exons. Gene Ontology annotation, biological process: proteasome-mediated ubiquitin-dependent protein catabolic process.
UAGGAAUUUCCGGUGACGUCAGCGCGUCAGGACUCCAUUAGUGUUGCAGCUGUUUGGAGAAUAACAACAAAACGGGGGCGACUGUCAGCGCUUUCGCACUUGUCAGUUCUUCGCAGUUCAAUAGGGACGAGGUGUCGACAAACUGGGAGCUGAAACCUCCUUUCCCACCCGGAGCUUCGCCGGCUUCUAACCACGGCCGCUCUCGGUGAGGAAACUCUGGCCUCCGCUUCCUCCUCCUCCGACUCGGACACCGGCGGAGCGUCACCGCCCCCACGGAAGAAACACCGAGCCUCGGCGGCGGAGGGAGCAGGAGAGCCCGUGGCGUCAACAGUCGGAGCGGGCCUUCACGGUGUUGGACUCGGAAUCGCUACUACUUCUUCUUCUCCCUCUCUCCAUUCUCAAGCCACCUCAGCUAUUCAUUUUAAUCGAAGUCUAGUCAGCAAUAUCGGCAUCAAUAUGCAGGCAAACGGAGCAGGACAAGAAUCGUCGGAGCUUUCCUGUCUUAAUAGCGCACAAAACGGGGAGUCAUCCUCGGGUAGUGGGACACACUCAAACGGUCUGCUGUCUAGCACAAAUAACGGUAACGGUGUCGGUACCAGUAACGGGGCUUCUACAGGACCAGGCUCCGGGACCGUCUCGACGGUUUCUGGUUCUGACGCCUCGUCGAAGAAGAAGAAGCGACUCUCUCAAGCGGAGGAAGAUGUCAUCCGAUUAAUAGGACAACAUCUCCACGGACUAGGGCUAAAUCAGACGGUGGACCUGCUGAUGCAGGAGUCGGGGUGCAGACUUGAACACUCCUCGGCCACCAAGUUCCGCAACCAUGUCAUGGAGGGGGACUGGGACAAGGCUGAGAAUGAUCUCAACGAGUUGAGAGCACUGAUGCAUUCUCCCAAUGCCAUUGUGCGGAUGAAGUUCCUGCUGUUGCAGCAAAAGUACCUGGAGUACCUGGAGGACGGCAAGGUGCUGGAGGCCCUGCAGGUGCUCCGCGGCGAGCUCACACCGCUAAAGUACAACACGGACCGCAUCCACGUCCUCAGCGGGUACCUGAUGUGCAGCCAUGCAGAGGACCUGAGAGCCAAGGCAGAGUGGGAGGGAAAGGGCAUUGCCUCUCGCAGCAGACUGCUGGACAAACUACAGACGUACCUGCCGCCCUCGGUGAUGUUGCCCCCGCGGCGGAUGCAGACGCUGCUCAGGCAGGCGGUGGAGCUCCAGAGGGACCGCUGCCUCUACCACAACACCAAGCUGGACAGCAGCCUGGACUCGGUCUCCCUCCUCCUGGACCACGUCUGCAGCCGGUCAGUAGCGCAAGGGGCUAGCAUGUGCGCUACUACUGGCAUGCGGAAACAGUUCCCCUGCUACACGCAGCAGAUCCUCACAGAGCACUGUAACGAAGUCUGGUUCUGCAAGUUCUCUCACGACGGCACCAAGCUGGCCACUGGCUCCAAAGACACCACUGUCAUCGUUUGGCAAGUGGACCCGGAGACGCACCAGCUGAAGCUGCUGCGGACCCUGGAGGGCCAUGCCUACGGUGUCUCCUACCUAGCGUGGAGCCCAGACAACACCUACCUGAUCGCCUGCGGACCCGACGACUGCUCCGAGCUCUGGCUCUGGAACAUCCAGACGGGGGAGUUGCGGACCAAGAUGUCCCAGUCCCAUGAAGACAGCCUGACCAGCGUCGCGUGGAACCCAGACGGCAAGCGCUUUGUCACAGGGGGACAGAGGGGGCAGUUCUACCAAUGUGACCUGGACGGUAACCUGCUGGACUCCUGGGAGGGCGUGAGGGUACAGUGUCUGUGGUGUCUAGGCGACGGGAGGACGGUGUUGGCCUCGGACACCCACCAACGUAUUCGCGGUUACAACUUUGAGGACCUCACCGACCGAAACAUAGUACAGGAGGACCACCCUAUAAUGUCGUUUACUGUUUCAAAGAACGGAAGAUUAGCUUUGUUAAAUGUAGCAACUCAGGGCGUCCACCUGUGGGACCUGCAGGACCGGGUGCUGGUGAGGAAGUACCAGGGAGUCACCCAGGGCUUCUAUACCAUCCACUCCUGUUUCGGAGGACACAACGAAGACUUCAUCGCCAGCGGCAGCGAAGACCACAAGGUGUACAUCUGGCACCGUCGCAGCGAGCUGCCCAUCGCCGAGCUGACGGGCCACACGCGCACCGUCAACUGCGUGAGCUGGAACCCCGCCAUCCCGGGGCUCAUGGCGUCCGCCUCGGACGACGGUACGGUGCGCAUCUGGGGGCCGGCGCCAUUCCUCGAAACGCAGGAGCCCGACGGACCGAACGAAAACUGCAGUACCAUGGAUAGUUGAUGGUGACUGAAAGUACAACAGCUGUCGUCUCUCCAAACAAAAACCACAAGUCCACGACGAAAUAGCCGGGCCAUUGACUUCCAACCGCAACCAGAAGAAUAACGACCACACACAAGUCACCGACAACAAACAAACAACCACCUGAGAGCAAAUAAAAAAAGGCGAGAGGAAAAAUUCAAACUGCCUCAUGUUCCGACCCAGACGAAAACUGUGGAGGUGGCGGGAAUGAAAAAAAGGCACUCAGCAAACAUCCAGGUCUUCAUCCAAACCCCUGAUUGUUAGCCAGAGAUUUGGAAAGCAAGUCGCUCCCCGGAGGCUACCACCACCCACCCCACCACAGCCUCCCCGUCACAAGCCCCCAGGCGUCCAAAAGUCUCUUGCGAGAGCCGCCGCCACCUCCGACGAGGAACCCAACAUCGUGCUGCCCAUCCUCCCUGGUCUCCCUCAAAGACAGACACUGCAGACUCGGCGUAUAAUCUUCGGACGAAGUCUGUCUGCCUUUCUAUCCCUCACAUAUAUAUAUAUAUAUAUAUAUAUAUAUAUAUAUAUAUAUAUAUAUAUAUAUAUAUAUAUAUAUAUAUAUAUAUAUAUAUAUAUAUAUAUAUAUAUGUGUGUGUGCGUGUAUAUAUGUGUGUGUAUACAUGGAGACCGGCAUGGGGGUGUUCUGGGGUGGAUGGUGUACAGGGGGGUAUAGCAACUCUUCUGUAUGUAUGUGUUUUUAUCUUCUUGCUCUUCUUCCUCUAAGCUAUAUUCUUGGCACUCGAGUCGUUGGACGAAGGCUACAAAAAAAAAAAUCUUUAAAAAAACACUGGUCAACCAACCGACAAAAGAAGACACAAAAAAAAAGAUGCUCGAUGUUGAAUUUGUUUUUCUUGAUGAUCCCGGCGUUAUUCCCCUUUUUAAGAGGCGACUCUUGGCUUGGAGUAGAGAGCGUGGCCAUUGAAAGCUUUAGUGUGAAGAAUACACUGUCCCUUGGUUUCUUUCAUUUAGGACAAAGUUGCUUGGGGUUCUAUUUUAGUUAUUUUUUCCAUUCCCGUAAUUAUUCAAUCUGAACCAGAAGUAUCUGUGGUGUUGUCUGUAGGAUGAAGCCCCCACCCAAUCAUCACACAGUUGAGCUUGCUAUCGCACAUCUCCCCCCUCCCCUGCAAGAGAAGAUGUAACCAAGAGGGACUUUAGUUGCAUAUCAUUGGCGAGGAGACCGUUAACUGCAAAACCCGGGCUUUGCUUUACCGCCAUUUUCUAUAACCUCUGUCUAAGAGACGCGCUCGCAGACACAAAAGAGCAUUAGAAACCCCUCUCUUUGCUCACUAAUGACUACACUUGGCGCGUGUGUGUGUGUGUGUGUGUGUAUGUGUGUGUAUGAGGGCAGGCGCAUGUAUACCUGCAUCAAUGUGGGUGUGCUGUGUGUAUUUGUGUGUAUGUUUGUUUUGUAAGCCCGUGCUAAACUUACACCAGCAGAAGAAACUUGCUCUCUCUCCCCCUCCCUCACCCCAAACGCCCACUGCUGCCCCUUAAAUCCACCAGUUAAUAUUGUAAAAGGCUUUUAAAUCAACUCUUAAGUUAUCCAAAGCCCCAUAGCGACCUCUAUCUGUGGAACUAAUGAAAACUUGAGAGCCAUUUUGUAAAAACAUAUUUUGCUUUUUGCUUUUUUAAUCUGGGGCUUUUCUUUUACAUUGAAUCUGUUUUAUAUAUAAAUAUAUAUAAAUAUAUUUCUCCUUACCACACAUCCUUCCAAUGAUGGUUUGUUGGCAUUGGCAGUCUUACUUUGAAGGGGGUAACCCGGGUGGAGUUGAAGGUGUAUUCUGACCUUUUUGAUUCGUUCUUUUUGCCAUCAGUUGUUACCGGGGGCGUUAUGAGUAAAGGUUGAUUUCAAAGAUGUUCAUGAUUGUAAUCACUGAAGGGUCAUGGUUUAGAGGCGGCAAUAACCAGAAAAGCUACAAGCCCAGGGACAGUGCUUGGGGAAUGUUCCUAAUUUAGCGAGACACAAACCCGACUGCCUUCCUCGUCACACAUUUGCACAAACACCUUCAGUACGUUCAACCCUCCUCCGUUCCCCCAUUGCACUUUGACUGGUCUUUUGCUUUUCUCUUGAGACGAAGACCGGAAUCUAUUUGGUUCUAUUCUAUCAAGACUCCUCCCAAGUUUGAAAACUAAAACGUUUUGUUAAUGUUUACCAACCCUGAGGAGAAAACCCCCGAAGAGUUUAAUUCCUUGUUUUGCCCUCAAUGUGACCUGACACGGGGGGGGAAUAUAAUAUUGUACAUGACACAUCAGGGAACACAAACCCACGCGUACAAAGCAUAACAGACUCAUUUUGAGGCUGCCACACAUUUCGGGGGCUUGGAAGGAUAACUGAAGACCCCUCACACACACCCACCAAGUUGUUCAGUGGCCACAGCAUCAUUCAAGGUUUUCUUCCCGUUUUCAGAUAUGACUAUUUGAUACAGACUGAUAAAAAGGUUUAAAACAAUGCUUUUCUGUCUGUUUUUAUUGAACUUUUUGUUACUUUACGUUUUGUUCUCACAUAUAUAAUUUUUUUUUGGUUGACCGCUAUCCCUGUAUGAUUAUAUUAAAAUAUAACUAGA